This is a messenger RNA of Colletotrichum truncatum, 1008 nucleotides long. Lineage: Eukaryota; Fungi; Ascomycota; Sordariomycetes; Glomerellales; Glomerellaceae. The record is from RefSeq and is a predicted model, not a curated record.
AUGGUACUAUCACCGCUAAGCUGGGUGCUCUUUGCGCGUAGCAAAAAUAAGCGUCACAAUCCCGUCGUCCUCUGGCGUUCUACAGAGUUCAAGCGGCACCAUUUCAUCUACAUCAGCCCAAAGAGAGCCCUGGGAGGUUUUGUGGUCAGCGGCACCGUUUCAGAUUCCCCAAGCUGUAGCUCUGCAACUGUCUACAACCUUAUCUUACAGAACGGGAAUGUAAAACUUCUGGAUAAUGGUAAACCUAUUUCCUACUCUGCCGGGGAUACUUUCAAGGAGUUUCGCGGCAGCGAACCGCCGCCGGCCGGAUCUUCAACGGACGUUGGAUUUGCAACUACUGCUAGUGGGACGCUGGUUUGGAGCAAUGCAGAUCUGCCAUAUGGACAGGCAGGAUUCUGUCAGAGUCUCAGGAGCGGACAGUUGUUCGUCACAUUUACAUCGGAGCCUCCAGAUUGCAUUCCUGUCGUUGUUAAUGGUUUUGACGCGAACCGAUGCGAGAACGGACAAAUUGUAGGAUUUUCUCUCACCUCAGAUACCUUUCAGCAAACCCAGGCUUCAAACAGUGUGUCAAACUCUGUGAGAAGCGGAAUUGAGAGCACCUCUAGUAUUUCAUCUAAGCUCUCCGGUACCAUCAUUCAACCUACCAGUCAAGCUACCGCAAUUCCAACACCAGGUCAGCUUUUAACGUUCAUCCUCACAAUCGUCUUUUUUAUCAUAUUCUACUUAUCAGUUAUCAUUGAAAAGCUCUUCUGUAACAAAUUCACCGCCUGGUGGCAGCCCGAAGCCAGACGUACCAACGACCGCACCCUCACAGACAACAGCAACAACGCAAACCACUACAAGCCAAUCAUCUUCUCCAUCUCCCUCGCCCGCAAACUCUCCUUCGUCAACGGCCACGUCCACAAAUUCAAGCUCAACUUCAGCAAGCUCCACGUCAGCAAGCUCCUCCACGACAGCAGCACCAGCAAUCGCAUGUACGUUCACAACCACGGCAGCAACAUCCAGUAG